CAUUCCAUAACAACAUGUUAAUCCUAUUGAAUGAAGGUAGGUAAUGUUGACUCGAGUGUUCGUCAAUUGAGUCUGCCGUUACUGACUCCCUCACCAUGUGUUUGGAUGUCACAGAGACCCCACAUCAAUUCAACGCCUUCUACGGUCUCCACUGACACGAAUCCUUCAAACACGAUGGGUCUGAGAAUCUUGAACGCCUACUCAAUAGCUCUUAUCCCCCAGAAUUUGUGUGUUCCAUACGACUCAGUGGAGAAGACUGUGAAUCGUACGAAUAGGAGCGACGAGUUGAGUAAUGGAGUUCGAGCACACAGUGGAGUGAAUGAAUCUGUGAGUGUUUCGAAUGGUGUUGGUGAGGUGAAGGGUUGUCGUGUUGGCGAUGUGGGAGUUGGUGAAUCGUGUGUUGGAGGAGUUGGUUCUGGCGUGAGUGAGACUAUUGAUUUGUCGUUGUCAAGUGAUGAUGAGAGUUGUGAGGAGAUGGAUGUGAAUGGAGUUGGUGAUGAUGGAGUGGGGAAUGUUGAUUCAAGUGACCGGUGUUAUAGAUGUGAUGUGGAUGAGAGAAGAAGACGUGAGUCGUUACUGUUUGAGAAGAAGAUGCGAUGUCUGGAUUUGGAGAUUGAAGCUGCGGAAAUGUGGCUUGAAAGUAUGAGAAUGAUGAAAGAAUAUUAUUGUAGGAAGUGGAAUUCAUUGUCGCAAUCUUGAAGACAGAAUGAGGAAGGAAGUACGCGUAAAUCAGAUAUCCCUAGUUUUUAUUAAUUUCGAUAUU
Trichobilharzia szidati is the source of this 763-nucleotide messenger RNA. Lineage: Eukaryota; Metazoa; Platyhelminthes; Trematoda; Strigeidida; Schistosomatidae. The record is from the annotation of a GenBank genome assembly.